AUGAAUUGUUUAAGUUCAUUUCAUAAAACGGCCGAUUGCAAUUCUACAAAUACUUGUCGUCAUUGUUCCGCCAAACAUCAUUCUUUAUUACAUUUGGGAGUACCUUCACAAACAUCAUCAACUAAUAACAAUAAUACUGGAAACUCAGCUUGUGUUAGUGCGGAUGUCAUUGCUAACACAAAUAAUACGCCAUUUUCGGGAGCUUCACGCGUUACUAACAGUGUUGUACUAGGUACUGCUAUUGUGCGACUGCGUGACACUGAUGGUGAUUGGAUUUCAGUUCGCGCUUUAAUAGAUACCGGCUCACAGAUUUCGGUAAUAACUAAUGCGUGUGUUAAUCGUCUUGGUCUUAAACGUCGUAUGUGUAAUACGUCGGUUACCGGUUUAUCGGACACUUAUAUGUCUGCUGUUAAAGGCUCUGUUGCAUGCGUCUUAUCACCCAAACACAAUGUACAACCACAAAUAUUUUGUGAACCUAUUAUUUUAUCGCGCAUAACAGGGUUAAUGCCGAACGCAAAAUUAACGUCAAAUAUCCGAAAGACUUAUACCGAUAUCGAUUUUGCAGAUCCUAAUUUCGAUAGUCCUGGUCAUAUUGAUUUUCUAUUGGGUGCUGACAUAUAUCCACAAAUAUUAGGUCCGAUAUCACACGUACGUUAUGCUCCUGGACUACCUUCUGCUUAUGAAACUAUGCUUGGAUGGAUCAUAGUUGGACAAUCAGAUAAAAAAGAUUAUUCGCCCGCUGUUUCUUUGUGUUUAAUUACUACGCCGUCAAUCGACUCGUUACUUAAUAAGUUUUGGGAAAUAGAAGAGCCAGCACCUAUAAAUAAGUUAUUUACAAAGGAUCAAAAAUGUGAGGAACAUUUUAUUUGUACAACUACUCGAGACUCUCAAACUGGACGAUUUGUAGUUUCUUUACCGUUUCAGUUGGACCCGUCAUUGUUAGGUAGUUCACGUGAUAUGGCAGUUUCUCGAUUUUUGAAUUUAGAACGCAAACUUAUAAAGGAUCCGAUUUUAUAUAAUAGAUACCGCGAAUUUAUGUCUACAUAUGAAGAUCUCGGUCAUAUGAAAAUUGCCACGCAACCAGGAAAAUACCAUUUGCCACAUCAUGCUGUUAUAAAACACGUUGGUGAAGAUAUGAAAAUACGUGUAGUUUUUGAUGCGUCGGCGCGCUCUUCUUCAGAUAUUUGUCAAAUGUAUCGGCAAAUUAAGAUGAAUAACAUAGACUGUCAAUAUCAACAUAUCGUUUGGCGAAAUUAUGUGUCUGAACCUCUUCGUGAUUAUGAACUUACUACUGUUACAUUUGGUGUUUGUUCUUCGCCAUUUCAGGCGAUUAGAGUACUUCAUAAAUUAGAAAAGGAUAGUUCUCAUUUGUUUCCGGCAGCGCGCGGUAUUCUAUCGACUCAAACUUAUGUAGAUGAUAUCCUAGCAGGCGACGAUACUAUUGCAGGUCUCCUUAAACGACAGAAAGACAUUAUGGGUUUAUUGUACAGCGCAGGUUUUGAACUAAAAAAAUGGUCUACUAAUUGUAUUGACCUGUUGAAUAAUAUACCAUUGGAAAAUAGGUCGCUUCAAACAUCUUUCGAUCCUAAAGACGACACGUCUAUUAAAAUAUUGGGUUUACGCUGGAUUCCUGCUAGUGACUCAUUUAGUUAUCAUACAACAUCAUUACCGUUAAUUUACACUAAGCGUGCUAUUUUGUCAUACAUUGCUAAACUAUACGACCCAAUAGGUGCGCUGGGGCCAAUUAUAUUUUGGGCCAAAUGUUUUAUGCAAUUAUUAUGGCAAUCUAAAGUACAAUGGGAUGAUCAAUUACCACAACCGCUUUGUGAAUUAUGGAAAAAAUACGCCGAUGAACUUAUUUUAGUUAAUCAGAUUAAAGUUCCUCGGUAUUUGAAUAACUUAAAUUGUACUGCACAAUUAAUUGGAUUUUCGGACGCUUCUGAAAAGGGAUACGCCGCGGUUGUUUAUUUACGUUUGUUACAUAUGGAUGACACUAUUUCUGUACAUUUCAUUUCUUCUAAAUCUAAAGUAGCACCUAUUAAAACUACAAAUAAUAAAACUUUAACUGUUCCGCGAUUAGAAUUGUGCGGAGCUCUGUUAUUAGCUCAACUGUUGCAUCGAUUACACGACAUUUUUAAAGAUAAUGUGUUUAUCGAUAAUAUUUAUGCAUGGACAGAUUCACGUGUAGUGUUAUCAUGGUUGACAUCAGAACAUUCACAAUUCAAAGUUUUCGUAACAAAUCGAAUCGCAAAAAUUCUUGAAUAUAUUCCUAAGUGUCAAUGGCGUUACGUUGUUUCUGAUCUUAAUUCCGCUGAUUGCAUUUCAAGAGGUAUGUUCCCUUCGCAAGCUAUCGCUCACACGUUAUAUUGGCAAGGUCCGUCCUUUUUAAAAUUACCGGAGAAUGAGUGGCCGCAUUAUUGUUACGACCCGUUGUUACCGUCUCAAUUACCGGAUUAUAAAAUUACAGCGACAACUUGCCUAAUGACUACACAGGAUCUUGAUUUAACAUGGCUACCUAAAUUUUCUAAUUUAAAUCGUCUUCAACGUGUUUUAGUGCGAAUCUGCCGUUUAUUUAAGUACGCGCGCCGUAAAAGGGAACCUUUCAUACUGUCGUUAAACAGUCCUAUAUCAUAUAAGGAAAAAGAAGAUGUUAUGUCAAUAAUCAUUCGUUUGACGCAACAAAAAUAUUUUAACGUGCUGUUUAAGACACUUCAAUCUUCAACUGAUAAAAUAUCACCGCGUUCAUUAGCUCAACUGGCACCGUUCUUAGAUGAUAAUAAUAUAAUACGGGUAGGUGGACGUCUUCGUAAUGCUACUAUUCCGUACGCGUCUCGUCAUCCAGUGUUAUUACCUAAAUCAUGCCCUUUGAGCGUAUUAUUGAUUCGUCAUUUUCAUUUAACUUAUUUUCAUGCCGGUCCUCAACUUCUAUCAUCAAUACUCGCCAAAAAAUAUUGGAUUUUAUCAAGUCGUUCUGCUAUAAGAAAUAUUAUUUUUGCGUGCGUCAUUUGUGCUAGACAUAGAGCUACAGCGCCGCAACCAUUCAUGGCUGAUUUGCCACUCAAUCGAGUCACUCCGUCAAGAGCAUUUCUUGGGGUAGGUAUAGAUUUUGCCGGACCCAUACUUAUUAAAGAAAGCCGUCGAAGAAACGCUCGUGCCGAGAAAGGCUACUUAUGUUUAUUUGUGUGCACUUCCAUUAAGGCCGUCCAUAUUGAGGUGGUAUCUGAUCUUUCGACGGAGGCAUUUUUAGCAUCUCUACAACGCUUCAUUGCACGUCGAGGCAUACCGUCUGAUAUCUAUAGCGAUUGUGCUUCAAAUUUCAAAGGAGCGAAUCACUAUAUCAACUCUAUAUUUUUUAACUCAUCAGCGCAAGACCUAUACUCAAACUCAAUACCAUGUAAAUGGCAUUUCAAUCCGCCAGCAGCUCCACAUAUGGGGGGCUUAUGGGAAGCAGCUGUGAAAUCAUGUAAAUAUCAUCUAAAACGAGUUGUAGGUACUCAAAUGUUUACAUUUGAAGAAAUGACUACAUUGUCCAGUCGUAUCGAGGCCGUCCUCAAUAGUCGUCCGUUAAUAUCUCUGUCAUCCAAUCCCAACGAUUUAACACCACUAACGCCCGCACAUUUUAUAAUUGGCCAAUCACUUUUAGACAUACCCGAACCCGAUAUGACGUCAACCCCUCAAAAUCAUUUGACUCGGUGGCAACUAAUACGCCAACUUUAUCAGUCUUUUUGGAAACGUUGGUCGACAGAAUACAUUACAACGCUACAGCGACGCUCCAAAUGGUACAAACAGCAACCUAAUGUAAAUAUUGGUGACAUAGUUGUGAUAAAUAUGCCAAAUCAGCCGCCAACUCAUUGGAAACUUGGUGUAGUUGAAGCGGUACAUCCCGGUCCAGACCAGAUAGUUAGAAUUGCUACUAUUCGCACGGCGGAGACCACGAUAAAACGACCAGUGGUCAAAUUAGCGGUAUUACCGACUGAUCCCGAUUUGCCUUCUUAAAAUAUUCGAUUACAUUUUAUUUUUUAUUUAUUUAUUUAUUUAUUUUCUUUUUAAUAAAAUUAAUUUUGUUAUUAUCCGCAUUCAUUCCUCCUUAUUCAUCAUUAUUUCCUUUA
This is a messenger RNA of Daktulosphaira vitifoliae (grape phylloxera), 4109 nucleotides long. RefSeq lists its product as uncharacterized. The record is from RefSeq and is a predicted model, not a curated record. The coding region runs from base 1 to 3996 and encodes 1331 amino acids. Lineage: Eukaryota; Metazoa; Arthropoda; Insecta; Hemiptera; Phylloxeridae. Gene Ontology annotation, biological process: proteolysis; DNA integration. Gene Ontology annotation, molecular function: aspartic-type endopeptidase activity; nucleic acid binding. The transcript is spliced from 2 exons.